Molecule: messenger RNA, 2114 nt
Organism: Syngnathus acus (greater pipefish)
Lineage: Eukaryota; Metazoa; Chordata; Actinopteri; Syngnathiformes; Syngnathidae
Product: heparan-sulfate 6-O-sulfotransferase 3-B-like
Exons: 2
Coding region: 362-1618 (418 amino acids)
Cellular component (GO): membrane
Molecular function (GO): heparan sulfate 6-sulfotransferase activity
Source: RefSeq, a predicted model, not a curated record
ACUUUUGCUUUGCCGGCUCGCGCUUUAAGUCUGUCGAGCGCACACGCACGCAGUAACGCACGCAGUACGCACGCAGUAACGCCCCUCACGCAGGUGAGCACUUAAAUUGCCUUAAGAAGAGAGCGCAAGAGAGAGAGCGCGAUGUGUAUGAGCUGCGUGCCUUUUGCUCACAGCGCGAUUGCGUCAAGUUUGGCAAUUACCGAAGCUGUCCCCGUGCAGGACGUGGCGGCAUCGCUCACCUGCUGUCGGUCACUUCAGCUACCGGGAGCGCCCUGCCCAAACCCGCCGAGAGGAGCCACAGCAUGCAAGGCGCGCAGGAGGAGGAUUACUUCUCGCUUGUGUCCGUUGUGAGCGUUCCACCAUGGAGGAAAGGUUUCGGAGACUCAUCUUCAUCCCCAUCGCGGCCGUGCUAUGCUUCAUGAUCGGGUACCAGUACGUGUGUCCAGCGGAGAGCAACAGCUGCAACUCCCGACGUGAAGAGAUCGGCCUUUUUGAGCAAUAUUCAUCCCUGCGCACGGAACAGCAACUGGACGAGGACCUCGCUGACGUGACCGCGUUCACAUUGAACUUCACGGAGCUGGACCUGGACAAACACGUGAACUUUGACAUCCGAGGAGAUGACGUGAUGGUGUUCCUGCACAUUCAAAAGACCGGAGGAACCACGUUCGGGCUCCACCUGGUUAAAAAUAUGCAACUGGAGCAGCCCUGCGAAUGCACGCCCGGACAGAGGAAAUGCACGUGUUACCGGCCCGGCAAAAGCGAGUCGUGGCUCUUUUCUCGCUUCUCCACCGGCUGGAGUUGCGGUGUACACGCCGACUGGACCGAGUUAACGAGCUGCGUUCCAGUGGUGAUGAACAGGCGGAACAAAAAUAAUUCCCAAAAGAGAAAAUGGAAUUUCCACUACAUCACCAUGCUCCGAGACCCCGUGUCGCGCUACCUCAGUGAGUGGAAACACGUACAGCGUGGCGCCACCUGGAAAACCGCCCUCCACCUGUGUGAUGGCCGCCCACCUUCUCAGGAUGAACUUCCAGCCUGCUACAGCGGCGAGGACUGGACCGGUGUGACCCUGACGGACUUCAUGAACUGUCCGUCCAACCUCGCCAACAACCGGCAGGUGCGCAUGCUGGCUGACCUCAGCCUUGUAGGCUGCUACAACAUGUCAUCCAUGAACGAUCUGGAACGAGGCCACCUGCUCCUCGCCAGCGCCAAGGCUAACCUCCGUAACAUGGCCUUCUUCGGUCUGACAGAGUAUCAGCAAAAGACGCAAUACUUAUUCGAGCGGACGUUCGACCUGCGUUUCGUCCGGCCCUUCACGCAAAUCAAUAGCACCCGUGCUGCCAGCGUGGGAAUCAACAAGAAGGUCCAGUGGCGCAUCGAGGGACUUAACGCCCUCGACGUGGAGCUCUACGAGUACGCCAAGGAGCUAUUCCUGCAGCGCUACCAGUACAACCGCCAAAAGCAGCACAGAGAGGAGCGUCUCCGCCGACGGCAGGAGAGGCAACGUCUGCACAGGACCUACCUGGCGGAGUUGCUGAGAUUAGGAAGAGACGAAGAAGAGGAGGACAUGAAGGUGCUCGGCACUACGGAAGACUACAACAGUCAAGUGGUGCGAUGGUGAGGAGGAAACAACAAAGACCAAACUUCUACUCUCCUGCUUUGCUGUCAGUCUGCCAAAUUCUGUCAUCCUCCUCGUCUUUUGUUGGCUGGCCGAAAGGUGUCUUAAUAUUUACGAUGGAUGUAUUUGUAACCUUUUGUACGUGGUGUUUCUUAUGGCUCUGCAGUUGUGAAAUGCUUUUUAUUUAACUUUCAUGAGCGAAGCAGAAUGUUUUAUACAUCAAGCUAAAAUUUGAUGUCUGCAAAAAAAAACAAAAAAACAAUGCGGCCAUUUUGGAAAAUCCGUAGAACAAUAAAUGGGCUUUAAGGAUUUUCUAUGUAAUGUUCUAGCGCUGUGUUGGCCAUUAAAUUAUUGUGCUUAAAUUGUGGCUCGGUCCGAAAAAUCAAAGCACAAACUUAGCUGUGGUUUUUCUUUUGUCCUAUUCAUUGAGCUCCACUAGUGAGACACAACCAAGGCUCUUCUGCAGCGGAAAUUGUGUCAAUAAAAAUGUUCAGCAUUC